AUGGCGUCGAAAGAGAACCCAUUGCAGCCAUCGGAUAGUCGAAAUAUCAAUGACAAUGUGAGAAGGCCGAAGCUGAGUUUCGAGCUCUGUGUAAAUCCUUCUUUUUGGAAAGAUAACAAUGUUCAGAUAGGAGUAGACACUAAGAAAGGGGUUUAUGUAGAGAAUCUCACUGAGGUAGAAGUUACAAGUGCUCGAGAUGUGAUUCAACAACUUGUUCAAUGGGAAUUAAACAGAGUCAGUCAUCAUCUGGAUGAUCGGCUUAAUCUUGUAGACUUAGCAGGCUCUGAAAGUUGUUCUCUAGAGACCCUGUGCACAUUGCAGUUUGCCCAGUGUGCUAAUUUCGUUAAAGAUCAUGCUAUUGUGAAGGAAGAUGCUUCUGGAGAUGUCCUCGCAAUGAGGAUGCAGAUUCAACAACUCAAGGAGCCAACAUCUUCUUUAUGUAUUCCAAUAGAUGAGGACAAUGAAUUCCUCCGUGUACAGAACCAAUCUGAACUGGAUGCACUUCCCAAGGAACUCAAACUCUGCAUUGAUGAAAAGGAUAAGCUGGAAGAAUUAGAAGCAGAGAGAGCCUCCAAAAAAGCCAUUGAGGAAGAAACACAGACUGAUUACAUUCCCAAUAUUGCUUUUAAUGAUUUGAUUGGGGUUAAAACUAUGGUUGAUGCAAUAGCAGUUGCAAGCGAAAGAGAAGCAAAACUAUACAGAACAGUAAUUGUCUUGUCCAAGCAAACUGACGAACAAAGGAUGAAGCUUGAGGUGUUAAUUGAGGACUAUAGUAGACUAGAUGAACUAUAUGAACGAGCAGUUCCUGUGGAGGAGAAGUUCGAGGUGAAAAGGGAAGUUGAGAACUUAAAGUAUCAACUAAUGGAAAUGCAUGAAGAGAAUGAGAAACUAAGGAGUCUGUAUGAGAAAGCCAUGCAAGAGAAGGACGUUUUGGAUUCCGAGAAAAUGCUUGCUUCUGUUGGACAGAGGAAUGAAGGAAAUAAAGGAGAGUUUAAUUGCCCAGAAAAGCUUGUUGAAGUUGGAGGCAAACAUCUCAAUACACAGAAUGUUUACUUGAAGAUUGUAUGCUUCAUCUAUUUUGUUCUUGCUUGGGUGGUUUUUUAUGUUUGCUCUUGUACGAUGAUGGAAUGUUAGCGUAGCAUUCCGAUCUCUUCAGAAAUGAUGUAAAAACUUUUCAAAAUUGACUCUGAGAUUUCAGAAAUUAUAGAAUCAAUCAGAGUUAUUCCUCAGAACAAGCUUGGGUAACACCUUUGCAU
Ilex paraguariensis (yerba mate) is the source of this 1256-nucleotide messenger RNA. Lineage: Eukaryota; Viridiplantae; Streptophyta; Magnoliopsida; Aquifoliales; Aquifoliaceae. The record is from the annotation of a GenBank genome assembly.